Molecule: messenger RNA, 753 nt
Organism: Menidia menidia (Atlantic silverside)
Lineage: Eukaryota; Metazoa; Chordata; Actinopteri; Atheriniformes; Atherinopsidae
Source: the annotation of a GenBank genome assembly
AUGGACGGCUCAUCCGUAGAAGAGGAAGAGGAAGAUGAAGACAUGAUGGAGACAAAGCCGGGCCCAGACUCGGAGCAGCCAGAUGAAGACGAAAACAAGGAAACCAAAGAAGGCUCCUUUCCGGUGCUGCGGGAGCUGACGGAGGAGGAGAGGCAGCAGAUCCUGCACUCCUCCGAAUUCCAGAGCUUCUUUGACUGCAGCAUCCGGGUGAUGGAGAGAGCUCUGGCCGAGGACGGCGACAUCUUCUUUGACUACAGCGGCCGAGACCUCGAAGACAAGGAGGGGUUUCCCAAAAUCAAUCUGGAUCCAAUCUGGAAGUGCCACGAAAAACUGAUUAGCGCUGGCAGUCAAAAGGAGGCCGUAGUCUGGAUGGGAGAGCACAUUGACUCCGGCAGUGGCUCCAGUCUGUCCUUCAGCCGGCUCUUCUACGACGAACACUGGUCAAAACAUCGGGUCAUCACCUGUCUCGACUGGUCCCCUCAGUACCCCGAGCUGCUCGUCGCCUCGUAUAACAACAACGAGGACGCCCCCCACGAACCGGACGGCGCGGCCCUGGUGUGGAACAUCAAGUUUAAGAAGGCCACACCAGAAUACAUCUUUCACUGCCAGGGGCUGUUUGCCGGAUGGAUAGAUAGAUGCCUGAGCAGCGUGCGCGUUUCCUCCCGAGUUUGUGUUGGAGCUUUAUGCAAAGGCUCUGGCGUGCGUGCGGAGGACACAAAAGAGGGGCAGUGUGGGUUGGUGCAGAGGGGCUGA